Diatraea saccharalis (sugarcane borer) is the source of this 516-nucleotide messenger RNA. Lineage: Eukaryota; Metazoa; Arthropoda; Insecta; Lepidoptera; Crambidae. The record is from the annotation of a GenBank genome assembly.
UCAUUACUUUAUUCAAUAAAGUUAAUGAGAACGUUCCAUUAAUACCAGUGCCUACUGGAUUUCAAUGACACCGAUAAGUCUUUGUGAUUAAUUGGUCAUAUUUAUUUUUUAAUUGAUUCGCUCAUCGAAAUAUGUUAGUAAAUGAAAUUAUUGGUUCUUUUGGUAAAUAUCAUUAUAUAUUAUGUUUUAUAGUAUUUGUAAAUAAAGUCGGUGUUGCUUUUCAACAAAUGUCUAUAAUAUUUUUGGCUCCACCGGUGCGUUAUCACUGUCCAGAUAGUAAUGCUACUUGUUGUGAUAAUCCAAUCUAUGACAGAAGUAAAUAUACAAGAACGAUCAUCACGGAAUGGAAUCUAAUUUGUGAUAGAGAUUGGCUGAAAGAUCUGACGCAAACGGCUUUUCAGUUCGGAGUUCUUAUCGGGAGUUUAGUAUUCGGAAUAUUAUCUGAUAAGUAAGUUUUAGCAACUCUAUCCUCGUGGUUUAUAAAUUAUAAUGUAGUACGUUUAAUUCUCGGCACUU